Messenger RNA from Polyodon spathula (Mississippi paddlefish), 4499 nucleotides. Its product is annotated as ligand of Numb protein X 2-like. The record is from RefSeq and is a predicted model, not a curated record. Gene Ontology annotation, molecular function: protein binding; ubiquitin-protein transferase activity. The transcript has 10 exons. Bases 226 to 2247 code for a protein of 673 amino acids. Lineage: Eukaryota; Metazoa; Chordata; Actinopteri; Acipenseriformes; Polyodontidae.
GAUUACCUGAGUGGACUUCCUGAAACGUCAGUUCCUAUUUUCUGUGGUCUGAAACUGGGAAAAAUGAACAUACAGUAACACCUGAAACUCGGCGCGUAGAUACACACAAAUGCACAAUGAGUCCUUUUUGUUAACCUUUCUACAAGCCCUGGGAUGCUGAGGUACCCAAGAAUCCUGCUUAAAGAAGAAUUUCCAGUGUUUCACUGAAAGAGAGAAGCUGGACUAAUGACAGCCACCAUGACAGAGCACAGGAGCCAGGCCCUGAAGACUCUCAGCCAGCUCUGUACGGAGUGUGGCCAGAGUCACAUGGCGUCUGAGAACCACCUGUAUGAUUACCAGGACGAGGUGGAUGACGAGCUGUCCUGCCUCAUCUGCCUGCAGCCCUUGCUGUGCCCCAUGGACACUCCAUGCGGGCACACGUACUGCUUCAAGUGCUUGGAGAAUUUCCUGAGGGAGCAGGACUUUUGCCCCGUGGACCGGCAGAAGCUCUACCUGCGGCAAUGCCGGCGGUCCAGCCUGCUGGUCAGGAACCUGCUGGACAAGCUGGUGGUGCUCUGCCCCUUUCAGAAGGACUGCGGGCAGAAGAUGCAGCGGUGUGAGCUGGAGCCUCACCUCCGGAACAGGUGCCCAGGCUUUAAGAAACUGCGAGACGAAGCAGAGAGGAGGAAGAGGCCCCACUGGACCGAGGUGAAGCCGGUCCGAGCCGGGGGGGAGCAGUCCGCGGAGGCUGCUCCAUCACUGCCUGCUGGGUGCGCCACCCCAGGGGCGUCCCGGGGCACCCGUCAGCCAGGACUGGUGAACCCAGCUUUCGAGGAGAACGAGGACGACUCUCCCCAGCGGUCGAGCCUUAUGGCAGAAACGAAUGUGAUUGAGCUCCAUCGGGAUAACCCAGAGGAGAGGCUGGGGAUCCGGAUCGUGGGGGGGAAGGACACCCCUCUCGGGAACGUCGUGAUUCAGGAGAUCCUGAGGGACUCCCUGGCUGCCCGAGACGGAAGACUGGCCCCUGGAGAUCACAUCCUGGAGGUGAAUGACAUCAACAUGGCCAACGUGCCUCACAGACAGGCUAUCGCAGUGCUACGGCAGCCCUGCCCCAUGGUCUGGCUGACAGUGAUGCAGGAGAAGGGCUUUUCCCCCCGGAGCUCCCCGCCGGAGCAGACUCCCCCCCAGGGAAGAGUGAUCCAGGUGACGCUGAUCAAGAGGGACAGCUCUGAGCCGCUGGGGAUCAAGCUGGUCCGCAAACCUGCCGAGACCGGGGUCUUCAUCCUGGACUUGCUGCCAGGCGGCCUGGCUGCCAAGGACGGCAAGCUUCGGGACGACGACAAGGUGCUGGCCAUCAACGGGAACAACCUGAGGCAUGGGACCCCUGAGACCGCUGCACAGAUCAUCCAGUCCAGCGAGACGAUGGUGAACUUCGUGGUGAUGAGACAGGGGGAGGAGCCCGGGAGAGAGACCCCUGAGGAGGGAGGAUCGAGCGGUGAGGGGCCCAACCGCUCCCAGAGGAGAACCGAGCUGCAGCACUGCCGUCGCCGCUCUGCCUUCCAGAAGGACCCGCCGGCUGGUUUCUCCAGUCAGGAGAAGGUGGUUUCUUUGAAGAAGGAGCCUCGCAUGUCUCUGGGCAUCACGAUCGCAGGGGGGCGGGACAGCAGGAACAGGCUGCCUGUCCACAUCACCAGCGUGCAGCCUGUGGGCUGCCUGUACCGCGAUGGCAGGAUCAAAGCAGGGGACGUGCUGCUGAGCAUUAAUGGGGUGGAUCUGACCCAGCUGACCUACGGAGAAGCGGUCUCGGCGCUGAAGACCCACGCUGCCCAGUCUGCAGUGCAGCUCCGGGUGCUGGAGACCUCGACGGAGCAGCCUGCGGAGGAGAUGGAAGAGGAGCAGGGGGAGGCGGAGGCAGGCAGGGAGGAGGAUGGGAACUGGUCCCCGCUGUGGACCAUGUGGCUGGGGUUACCUAGCUAUCUCCACUGGUGCCGUGAAAUCGACCUGCAGAAGACCACCAAUGAGAGCUGGGGCUUCAGUAUCGUGGGCGGGUUUGAGGAAAGCCAGGGACACCAGCCCUUUUUUAUCAAGACCAUUGUUCCUGGAACGCCAGCUUACUUUGACGCACGGCUGAAGUGCGGUGAUGAGAUAGUAGCAGUGAAUGGAGCCACCACAGGAGGAAUGAACAACUCCUCUCUCAUCCCGAUGAUGAAGCUGCAGAAGAACAAAGUCUCUCUCACGGUGGUAUCCUGGCCAGGGAGCCUGGUCUAGCCAAACCAAAUCGCUGCAAGAUCAUAUCUGAACUGUUGUGUUCCUAUCAAACCCUUCAAGUUGUGUGGUAGUGACACUAGUACUGCACUUUAGUCCUGGUGUUACAGAGCGCUGUGCAGUGUUUAACAGAAAUGCAUUCCUUUACCUUUGCUGCACCAUCUAUUAUUUGUUUAUUUAGCAGACUCCUUUAUCCAAGAUGACUGACAGAGACUAGGCUGUGUGCAUCAGCUGCAGAGUCACUUACAACAGCGUCUCGCUCGAAAGACGGAGCACAAGGAGGUUAAGUCACGCCGUGAUUCAGCGAGUGAGCCGGGAUUCGAACCAGGGACCUAGAAGCCCUUUGCUUUAACCAUUGGACCACACAGCCUCCUGGCAAUACGUUUUUCAACAUUUAGUUGAUCUUGUUGUUCAUGCAUCAUACAUUUUAAUGUGGAGCACUAGUCAGGAGAUGGAGAAUCUCUCCUCAUGCCAUCCUAUUGUAUCCAGGACAUUGACGGUAUACGGAAAAGGUAAAGGAAUGGGUUUCAUGUAAACACUGCUAGGUGUUUGAAACCCACCAAUAGAAAUCUCCAUAGUCAACACUGGGAGGUCUUAUAAUCCAGCUCUGCCCUUAUCAAACAUGUAUUCAUUGUUCAGUAAACCAUUGUAUACACCAAGGACCAUUGCCCAUGUUUGAUUUUAUAAACCAGACUGUGUCCAUGUUGCUCCAUGCAUACAAAUGCUGAUCUGGUGACAUUCGUGUGUCUCUCUUAUUUCUCUCAAUAAUGGCGUCCAAAGGGGAUUUUUGAGGAAGGACGAUGAACGUUGCGUAGAAGUAUCAGGCCGCGCUUAUUUAUUUUUUUAACAAAACACAGGGAAUCAAGAUAAGGGGUAGAAACUGGCACCUGGCCAGCGCUUGACAUUUCCACUAAUGGAAUUGGAGCCUGUUGGAACUGCUGCCAGUGAAAAAUAAAAAUACAGUUUGUAGUGUUGAGGAUAGGGGGUAAGUGAGGGGUAACUGGGGCAUAAGAAUGAAGGGGUAUCCUGGAAAAACUUGGUAACCCUGUUUUAAUGAUCUGUAGAUGACCUAUACUUGAUUCAUUUUAACAGCAAAGUACAGAUUUCUUUUGAAAACUGAAAUGUUUGUGGGUUAUCGAGUUUAGUAUUUGAAACUACAUUGGUGGUAAUAAGCAAAAUGACUUGAGUUUCAAAUUGAUGGGUUUUAGAACAUACCUCGGCUGAUGGCCCGUUCCCUGUUUUAAGCCUUGAAUAACAGAAAUGAUAGUUUGCUUUUAUGUCGCAACUUGCAAUAACAAGAGAGAGGUGCCUUAUUCUCUGCAUACUUGAUGCUGAAGGUUUAUCCGCACCCUUUACUAGCCCAUUGGUGGAAAUUUCCUAUCCUGUACGGCCAGUACAAUCAGAUUGCAGGGAUCUCUGUUUCAUUUUCAGAAACAGUGCAAAUCUACUGUGCCUUCAAGCAUACCCCAUGGUAUUUACCCCAAACCAUUGUCACUUUGUAUGUAAACCCCUAUUUGCAGCUUUAAAAGAAUCACAUGUUCCUUUGCCUACUAGGCUAAAUGAACUUAAUUUGCGACACGGGAACCUACACAGAAAUUAUUCUAAAAACUUGUACAAACUUUGCAUUUCUUAAGCUUUUGAUCCUGUUUGUAUGUUAUGCAUUUAUGUAAAAUGUAAGUUCUUCAAUUUGAGCCUCAAUUUCUGUGUAGCUGUACAGAGGCUUUGCUUGAUUCUGACACUGGGUUUCAAUCCACUUCAGCUCUUUUAAGAUAGUAAGCAGUUUGUGUUGUACAGUGCUGUUCUUCUGUAUGGAUGCACAUGGGUUGGUGCAGGUGGACUUGUUGCUAGCAACGAAAAUGUACCUUUCAAAAUCCUAACUACCUGAGAGACCUUUGAGCUUUCAAUCCACACCAGAAACACACAAGGUGUUUCCUUGCAGGGGUCAGUUCCUGUGAGGUGAAGAAGGACAUUUUAAUGGGCUCCCCACCUCCUCAUUUGCAUGUGAUUAUCAGGUUCCCUGGUAUACAGUUUUGCAUGGAGACUGGGGCGCCAUACCUGAAAGAAGAUCUAGACGUGUACACAGUGCUUUUGAAAGAUUUAAUGAUUUCAGCACACAAGUAUUGCAGGAAAAAAAAAGUGCUUUAUUUUGCUCUUGGUUUUUGUUGUGCAAGAGAGACAAGUCUGUAAGCACCAUACAUCUAGUAGGGAUUGCUCUGUUUCAGUUUGUAAGAAAAUAAAAAAUACUUGCAUUUUAA